AUGGAGGCACUGGUCCUGCUCAACGCCCUGGCCACCCGGCUGCUGUUCGUGCUGCACUCUCUGAUUGGGGUCUGGCGAGUGACCGAGGUGAAGAAGGAGCCGCGGUACUGGCUGCUCGCGCUGCUCAACCUCUUGCUUUUUCUGGAGACUGGGCUCACCCUCAAAUUCAAGCGCGGGAGAGGCUACAAAUGGUUUUCACCAGCCAUAUUUUUAUAUCUGAUUAGCAUUGUUCCAUCAUUAUGGCUUCUUGAAAUGCACGAUGAGACCCAGUACUGCAGUAGCCAUUCUGAAGGAAUGUCACAAAAUACCAGCAGCAAAGAAAACUUCAAUCAAACUCUGAUAUCAAGUGAACAAGCCAAUGGAGCAGAUGAUCUCAUUAAGACGGCCAAGGGUUUUGUAAGUAACUUAACUACAGUAUGUGAGAAAGUUUGGACUUUGGGACUCCAUCAGACAUUCCUGUUGAUGCUCAUAAUUGGAAGAUGGCUUCUACCCAUUGGAGGAGGGAUCACUCGGGACCAACUCUCUCAACUUCUCCUUAUGUUUGUGGGGACAGCUGCUGACAUACUGGAAUUCACAAGUGAGACCCUGGAAGAACAAAAUGUGAGGAAUAGUCCUGCCCUAGUCUAUGCCAUCCUUGUUAUAUGGACCUGGAGCAUGCUGCAAUUUCCACUUGACCUGGCAGUACAGCAUGUCGUCUGCCCCUUGUCGGUGGCAAUGAGGGGGUUCCCCAGCUUCUUCUUUUGCCAAUACAGCGCCGAUCUGUGGAAUAUUGGAAUCAGCAUCUUCAUACAAGACGGCCCUUUCCUCGUCGUGCGUCUCAUACUGAUGACCUACUUCAAAGUGAUAAACCAGAUGCUGGUGUUCUUUGCCGCCAAGAAUUUCCUUGUGGUGGUAUUACAACUCUACCGCCUGGUGGUGUUGGCGAUGGAUGUCCGCACUUCCUUGCUACGUCAGCCGGGAAGCCUGAAAGCAAAGCACCUCUGCCCCUGUGAAAGCACCGCCAGUGGGCUCUCACCUGGAGAUCCGGAGAGCGGCUCAAAGGCGGAUUUGGGGGUACCCUUGCAGGCCUUGCCAGUCACCCCCGAGGACUCUCAAGCCACCCCGUAG
Molecule: messenger RNA, 1107 nt
Organism: Neomonachus schauinslandi (Hawaiian monk seal)
Lineage: Eukaryota; Metazoa; Chordata; Mammalia; Carnivora; Phocidae
Gene: TMEM26
Product: transmembrane protein 26
Exons: 6
Coding region: 1-1107 (368 amino acids)
Source: RefSeq, a predicted model, not a curated record